GUUGUUUAUAAAUUUGUCUAGAUGUCUGGAGCCUAGAGACAGUUGGGUUGUUGUCAGUUUUAGGUUACGGUUAUUUUUUUUUCUUGUUCACAAACAAUAUCAAUAAGUUGUUCACUAAAUUUAUUAUUUAAAAAAAAAAAAAAAUUAUAUACAUCUUUGUAUUUUAAUUUUGAUUUAUUAGAUUAUUUAUAACUAUAAAAAUAUCACUAUGUCAUGUAAUGAUUUAAAAAUUCAAGACGAGGAAAGUUCGAUUGAAAAUGGAUUCGAAGAUUAUCUGCGGUUACCUGAAAUGACAUCGACUCCCAAUACCACUAAAGAAUGGUCAUAUAUAAUGCGAAGAAGUAUGCAAGAAGUAGCACCUGGUUUAUAUCUGGGUCCUUAUAGUUCGGCAAGUCGUUCUCAGUUACAAUCACUAAAAGAAAUAGGUAUUACACAUAUAAUUUGUGUAAGACAAGACAUUGAGAGUCAAUUUAUCAAGCCAAAUUUUCCUGAUGAUUUUGAAUAUUUAGUUCUCAAUAUCGCUGACACAGUUACGGAAAAUAUUAUCCAGCAUUUCCGAAGAGUAAAAGAAUUUAUAAACAAAGGAUUAAAUUCUGGAGGUCGUGUUUUGGUACACGGCAACGCUGGUAUAUCACGAUCCGCAGCAUUAGUACUAGCAUAUAUUAUGGAAAGAUAUAACUGCUCGCCUUUCCAAGCUUACACGCUGGUGCAACACAGAAGAUUUUGUAUAAAUCCCAAUGAUGGUUUCAUGGCUCAAUUACGUGAGUACGAACCUAUUUAUAAGGCACAAAGAAUGCACACUGAUAAUCGAGAUUCAAUUGUCGAGAAUCGUUGCAAGCGAACAAUUCAUCAGAUUGACACUGAACGAGCGGAAGCUAUGGAGAGUUGAUGAUUGCUUAGUAAAUUACCAAAGUUACCAAAAGACUUAUUUAUCUAGACUUUAGAUAAUCACUACCGCCUAUUUAAAAUAUUAUUUUUAAACUUUCAUACACUUUUUUUUAUUUUACUAUACAUUAAUUAAUAAUUAUUAACUGGAUAAUUAAAACUCUAGAAGUAUAAUGGUUCUAUUAAUGCAUUUAAAUAUUUUAUGAGUAUUUAGAAAACUCGUGGCGAAAAUAAGAUUUGAAUCUUAAAUUUAAAACAGAUAAGAGCGAUUGGACUUUACAUAUUGAUCUGAUUUUUUUUAAUCAAUUUUUAUUUCUAGAUUUGA
Microplitis mediator is the source of this 1210-nucleotide messenger RNA. Its product is annotated as serine/threonine/tyrosine-interacting protein-like. The record is from RefSeq and is a predicted model, not a curated record. Gene Ontology annotation, biological process: protein dephosphorylation; regulation of ERK1 and ERK2 cascade; negative regulation of protein binding. The transcript is spliced from 5 exons. NCBI's taxonomy places the organism in Eukaryota, Metazoa, Arthropoda, Insecta, Hymenoptera, Braconidae. Gene Ontology annotation, molecular function: protein tyrosine/serine/threonine phosphatase activity; F-box domain binding. Gene Ontology annotation, cellular component: nucleoplasm; cytoplasm. The coding region runs from base 209 to 889 and encodes 226 amino acids.